AUUUCAAAAAGACAUGCUGGCUGUGUUGCCAAGAUCAACCCUGCUGCCCCACUUGACAAAGUUUGUGUUGUCAGUUGCGGAUUUUGCACAGGUUUUGGUGCUACUGUAAAUGUUGCAAAACCAAAGCCUAAUGAUACUGUUGCUGUCUUUGGUUUGGGAGCUGUUGGUCUUUCUGCCUGUGAAGGAGCAAGGGUUUCUGGUGCAUCGAGAAUCAUUGGGGUUGAUUUACUCUCCAGUCGGUUUGAACAAGCCAAAAAAUUUGGGGUCACUGACUUUGUGAACCCCAAAGAGCACAACAAACCAGUUCAACAGGUAAUUGCUGAAAUGACUGGUGGAGGAGUCGAUCGUGCUGUUGAAUGCACUGGAAGCAUCCAAGCCUCGAUCUCAGCAUUUGAAUGCACUCAUGAUGGUUGGGGUGUUGCUGUACUUGUUAGUGUUCCACACAAGGAUGCUGAAUUCAAAACUCAUCCGAUGAAGUUCAUGGAAGGAAGAACUCUGAAGGGUACCUUCUAUGGCCACUUCAAACCCCGCACUGAUAUUCCUGGUGUUGUGGAGAAGUACCUGAACAAGGAGCUGGAACUGGAGAAACUUAUCACUCACAGUGUGCCAUUCUCAGAGAUCAACACGGCAUUUGACCUUAUGCUGAAAGGGGAGGGAAUAAGGUGUUUGAUCCGCAUGGAAGAGUGAAUGAGUUAUGUUCUCUGGUGUGAGAACAGUGUUUGUCUGUGAUGUGAAAAAAGAGAGUUGAAGAAUAAAUUUAGCACGUAAUUCUGUUCUUGAAUCUGUGCUAUGUGAGUGUGUAAAGUGGUAAUUGGAGGUGAUGACUUUCUUGGUCAUCUUCCUGCCUCUGUUACUUCUUAUGCGAAUGGUGUGUCUUGUAACUUUGUUCUGUUUUCUAUUAUAUAUUUAUAUCUAUAUUUUCA
Molecule: messenger RNA, 923 nt
Organism: Vigna umbellata (rice bean)
Lineage: Eukaryota; Viridiplantae; Streptophyta; Magnoliopsida; Fabales; Fabaceae
Source: RefSeq, a predicted model, not a curated record